AUGUCCCUUGCGAAUUCAGAUGAGUACGCCAUUUCAGAUACACUUAAUGUGUCGGCCAGGUUGAAGCUCUUCGACAAUGGAAGGCAAAUACAUGCCCUUUGUGUAAAACGUGGUUUCUACCGAUUUGUCGUGUUGACUACAGCUUUGAUGGAUCUGUACAUCAAGUGUGAAAGGCUAGCGAAUGGCCAGAAACUGUUCAAGGAAAUGCCUGAGAGAGACGUGGUCUCAUGGACUUCGCUGAUAGUGGGUCAUGUGCAGCAUCGACAGUACGCCAAGUCGCUAACUCUUUUCUCGCGGAUGAUGCAGGAGGGCGUUAAGCCUAAUUGCCAUUCAUUUUCUGCAACUCUAUCUGGUUGCUCUGGCCUGCAGGCUUUGAGACAAGGACAGCAGAUGCAUGCUCAACUGGUGGCAGCUGGCAUGCUUGCUAAUUCGGUUGUGGAAAACAGUCUUCUGCACUUGUAUGUAAAAUGCUUUGCCAUGGACGCUGCCACAAAGCUGUUCAACAGGAUACCUGAUAGAAGCCUGGUUGCAUGGAAUGAGAUGAUUUCUGCUCAUGUAGAAUGUGGGCUACCAGAAGAGGGCCUGAAACUCAUGCACAGAAUGAACUCCAGCAACGUUAAGCCAGAUGACUUCACCUAUGCUAUAUGCAUCCGUGCGUGCUCCAGACUUACUUCCAUAAAUCAAGGGCAACAGUUCCACGGCAGCAUUAUAAGAAAUGGAUUGGAGUCCGAUUUAGUGAUUAGCAAUGCUCUUGUUGACAUGUACUCCAAGUGUGGCUGCCUCGCCUCUGCAAAGCUGAUAUUUGAUUUAGCUCCUGUAAAAGACACAAUUCUCUGGACUGCGAUGGUUGCUGCAUAUGGCAAAUUUGGGCAGGUAAAAGAAGCUAUAACUAUGUUUGAACAGAUGCAGGAGUUGAAUGCACAACCAGAUGAGAUAACUUACAUUGCUUUGCUUUCUGCAUGCUGUCAUGGAGGGCUUGUCAGGGAAGGCUGGCACUAUUUCAGAUCCAUGUAUCAGAAACAUUCUGUUUCUCCUCAACAAGAGCACUAUGCCUGCAUGGUUGAUCUCCUUUGUAGAAGCAAGCGUGUUCUUGAAGCUUAUGACUUCAUAAAAAGCAUGCCGACAAAACCAGGUGCCACUGUCUGGGGAGCUUUCCUCGGCUACUGUAGCCUUCAUGGUGAUAUAGAGUUAAGCCGGCCGGCAGUUAUCGAGCUCUUCAAGUUAGACCCUCAAAAUCACAGCAAUUAUAUAGCUAUGUCAAAUGUUUAUGCCGCAGCAGGUGCUUGGAAUGAGAUGCUCGAGAUCAGAGGUAGAAUGAAGAAUGAUAAUGUGAAGAAAGAGCCAGGAUGCAGUUGGAUAGAGGUCAAGGGCAGUGUUCAUGCGUUCCUUGCAGCCAAAACAUCUCACCCACAAAUAGGUGAAAUUCUGUUGACUCUCAGUAGUUUAAACAUAUACAUGAAAGGAAACAGAUAUGAAGCAUAUAGAGGAAAGAGUUCCAAAAAUUCAAGACCAGGUUGUUCUGAAUCAGAUACAAUGUAACAC
Molecule: messenger RNA, 1542 nt
Organism: Nymphaea colorata (pocket water lily)
Lineage: Eukaryota; Viridiplantae; Streptophyta; Magnoliopsida; Nymphaeales; Nymphaeaceae
Product: pentatricopeptide repeat-containing protein At3g12770-like
Exons: 1
Coding region: 1-1539 (512 amino acids)
Biological process (GO): RNA modification
Molecular function (GO): RNA binding; protein binding
Source: RefSeq, a predicted model, not a curated record